AUGAAAGAAAUUGAAAAACAUAGUGCAGUUGUGGUUUUUUACUUCGAAGUUUGUAUUGCCAAUUUUUAUUUUCCUUUAUAUCGCUCUAAUUCUACUAGAGGAGGAUUCGAUCCUCUGAUCUCCUGUACUUUUACUGAAAAUAGCUCUAUUUUUGCUUCCAUUUGGAUGCUCCUGUGCCAUGAAGAGAAUGAUGGUACAAGAAGAUGUUCGACGAGAUAUGAGAGUUUAUUGGUACCUCAACCUGACAAAGACAAUGGAAACGUCAGUUCAGGGUGGACUCAAUCGAAUCAUGUAGGAUCCAAUCAGUUGUGGACAAGUUGUUGGCGAAAUCUGAACCCUGUAUGGCUUCUGGUGACACGGUUUUUAUCCUUCGUUAUUAUGGCUCGUGUUCUGGCUUGGGACAUCCAGGUGCACGGCAAAACAGUGUUUCUGUACUAUACUAAGUGGACCUUUGCAUUAGUCGUCUUCUAUUUUGCGCUUGGCACAAUAGCAUCGGUACAAGGAUGUUGGGAGAACUCGAGGAAACCUGUCAACGAAAACAAUGGAAAAAAUAUUUCGGUAAAAACAAAGAUGGCAGGAACUAGUAAGUCCAAAAGAACCAUAAUUUUAUCGCCAAACAAAGCCGGAGCUAUGGUCAAAGUGCAGAGUUAUCAUGAGCAGGACGGCGUCAAGGAAAUAGCUGGCGUCUGGGGAUAUCUGAUGCAAACAGUCUAUCAGACUUGUGCAGGAGCUGUGAUCCUUACAGAUACCAUCUUUUGGUUUCUUAUAGUCCCAUCUCUUGCUGUUGCAGGAGUCGAAUUGAACCUGUUAAUGGGAUGUAUGCAUUCUCUUAACGCUGUGUUUCUUCUCAUUGACACCGCUCUCAACAGCCUUCCCUUUCCAUGGUUUCGAUUUGCAUAUUUCUUACUGUUCAAUUGCACAUACGGCAUUUUCCUGUGGGUUCUUCACGCAUGUGGUGUUUCAUGGUGGCCUUACCCAUUCCUAGAUUUAUCAACACCAUGGGCACCUGUAUGGUACUUCUGCCUGGCCCUAAUUUACUUCCCUUGCUAUGGAUUGUAUGCUGUGAUCGUAAAACUAAAGAUUGGAGCAUUCUCAAAGUGGUUCCCUCUUGCGUUUGUGAGCAUACAAUAGUGACUUCCUUGCUGUUCAUGGCUUGAUCAACUAUUGUGCAUUGAUUGGGAUUAAUCACUUUUGUAUAUUCUUGUCAUAAUUCUUUCAAUGGUACGAAGGUGUUCUUGUGAGGGAAUGCUAAAACCUGAUGCAUUUGCUCCUCCAAAUCCAUAAGCCUAUUUGGGGUUGAAUAAGCUUUUGGAUCAUAAAUAUUGAGAUAGUUGUAACUGUCACUUUUGGUAAAUGCUAAUGGUACUAUUGUCGUGAAA
Papaver somniferum (opium poppy) is the source of this 1379-nucleotide messenger RNA. RefSeq lists its product as uncharacterized. The transcript has 9 exons. The record is from RefSeq and is a predicted model, not a curated record. Gene Ontology annotation, cellular component: membrane. NCBI's taxonomy places the organism in Eukaryota, Viridiplantae, Streptophyta, Magnoliopsida, Ranunculales, Papaveraceae. The coding region runs from base 1 to 1131 and encodes 376 amino acids.